GUGGCGCGGUGCGGGAUGAUGGAGUCGCGGGCCCUUGCUGGCCGCGUCGUGUUUCGCAGGGCCCGCUGAGGCCCGGCCACCCCACCGCCCGCCGCUUUCAGCCUCCCAUCGCCGGGACAUGGCCACGGAACACCCGCGGCCGGCGGGGCGCCCCGAGGGCGGGCGCGGGUGCUGCGUGGGCGGCGGGCGCGGCGCGGGCGGCGGGCGCGGUGAGACGGAGGAGGCCGAGGCCGAGGCCGCUGCCCAGCCGGUGCUCGGCGCCUCCCUUGGCCCCGCGGCGGCGGGGGGCGGCCGGCGGCUGGCGCUGAACGGAUGUGUGCCGCUGUCGCACCAGGUGGCCGGGCACAUGUACGGCAAGGAUAAAGGCGGCAUUCUACAGCAUCCAGAUGGAACCGUCUUGAAGCAGUUGCAGCCACCACCACGUGGUCCAAGGGAGCAAGAGUUCUACAACAAGGUCUAUGACUCCAACUGUUGCGACAGCAUUCUUCUGGAGCUGCGGGAAUAUCUGCCAAAAUACUUUGGUGUCUGGUCACCACCUACUACACCAAAUGAUACAUACCUAAAACUGGAAGAUGUGACCCGUAAGUUUAAUAAGCCCUGCAUAAUGGAUGUAAAAAUAGGUCAGAAAAGUUAUGAUCCUUAUGCUUCAGCAGAGAAGAUACAGCAGCAGGUCAGCAAGUACCCACUGAUGGAAGAGAUUGGCUUUUUGGUUCUUGGAAUGAGGGUGUACCACAUGUCUUCAGACAGCUAUGAGACGCAAAACCAGCACUACGGAAGGAGCUUGACCAAGGAAACAGUGAAGGAUGGCAUCUCAAAGUUUUUCCACAGUGGGUACUGCGUGAGAAAAGAUGUGGUAGCUGCCAGCAUUCAGAAGGUUGAAAAGAUUCUGGAGUGGUUUGAGGGCCAGACGCAACUCAACUUCUAUGCAAGCUCGUUGCUGUUUGUCUAUGAAGGUUCAUAUCAAGUGACAACUGUGCGGUUAAGUGAUGCCACCUUGGCAGAGAAGAGAAGAGUACCCAAAGGCCUUUUAUCAGGUGGAAAUGUAUUGGAGUAUAAUAAUAAUAUUCAUGUAAUAAAUUCUACAGAGAAUGGAAAAAUUGAAGCCUCUGUAAGUAAAGGCUUGUCUAAAUUUUAUGCACUUCAUAAAAAGGCGUGCUCGAAGAGGCACCACAGUCAGCUCUCACUAAAAGUUGAAAACUCAGAGCAAGACAAUGUGUGGAAAACCAGCACAUGCAUUACACAGGAGCACCUGAAUGGAAAUGUUCUACCCCAACUGGAAAAAGUUUUCUGUCACGUGCCAGCAGAGACCAAGGAAAGUGCAAAUGUCGAAGUCCGAAUGAUUGAUUUUGCUCAUGUGUUUCCUAGCAACACAAGGGAUGAGGGCUAUAUUUAUGGUCUGAAGAAUCUAAUCACAGUACUACAAAAUAUUUUGGAUAACUAAAUUCUUUGCUAUGUUUUUUAUUGGGGGCCAAUGAUAAAGAGCAACAACAUGCACUUGUAAUGCUGCAUAACUGGGUUUGUAUUGUUCUAUAUUUUAUUUGUCUUUGUACAUUUGGUAGAAGGGUUUAACUUUUUAUAAUUUCACUCAGGAAAAAUAUUAAUAGUUAAUUAGGGAGUAUGAAAGGAUGAAGAUACUUGAGAUAAAGUAGGGUAGGUAAAUUAAUAGAAUGAAAUGUAUGUUGUUGGCUUAAGUCCAAGGACUACCAGAAGCAAGGGUUAUGUUAGUUCCUUUAAUGACUUUAGCAUAGACGACAUUUUUGCCCAUGUAGCCUUGACACUGAGCCACACCUCCAUGAAGAGGUGUUUAGAAAAUAGACUGAAAAUUGUAAGGUGGAGGAUUGAUAUCCUCAGUACUGCCCUUGUGUUUACUGUAUUUGAAUAACUGGAGAAACUCUGCUUGGAGAGAAAUCCUGUUCUGUGUCAGCAGUCUGACCUGAAUCCAGUGUAUCCCUAAGUGCUUUUCCAUGUCAGGGGACAAUAUUGUUAUUCUUUCAGCCCUUCCCUCUUCGUGGAUGUUCUGUAGCCGAUGUUUACCACAGAUGAGCUACCAUGCGAUUUGUGUUGAGGUGCUAAGAAAAUGCUGGAGUACCAUACCAUAACAGGCUUAAACUGCACAAUUUCUAGAGAAACUGUUUGUUCCUAAGAAUAAGUGAAAGAAGGCAAACACAAGAUGUUCCAGGAACUAAUUUGGUUUAGGAGAUUAUGUCAGUCUGUUAAUGGAGUGCCUGAUGCUGUGAUUAAGGAAAAUGUCUCACUGUUGUUCUCAUGGCUUUUCUCCAAUGACAUUGUUUUAAAAAGCAAUCUAGUAGAAUGGGGAAACAAGUGUUUUGGGCAUGUGUACAGAGCUCUGCUGGCUGUAAGCCACUUGCAUUUUUGCAGAGAGCAUUUAUGCUUCAGCUGCUGGGGAGCACUGACUGGAACCACAAGCAAAAGAGGCGGAGGAGCCUCCUGUGAGAUUGGUCAGCCUUGGAGCCACUACCUGUGCCACUGCUUGUUCCAGUGGAGCUGUGGCUAUCCCGUCCAGGGCUAAAGACACUGCAUGUUUCUUUAAUAAUACACAGGCAAUCUGUGUAGUUUGAAAGCUGUCCCAUUUCUUUCCUUGUCACGAGAAAAUUUCAUCUUUUGUAUGGAAUACUUGAGAUCAGGAUGAUGUAUCCAAAGCAGUUUUGAUGUGUCUCUUCUGUAUGCUGUGUAGGUGGCUGUGCUGCCAUGCAUAUUACAGUGAGCUAUAUGAAAAGUGGGCAUGGAGAAAUCUUGCCAUCCCUAGAGCAAGAUUUUAAUGUUUAAAGCAUUUCCAGGACAAAAAUGUUUUAGAAUGGAAACAUACAUCUUUUUCAUGUGGACUUAGUGACCCUGUGGCCUUGCUGCUCACUCUCUAUGAUAUUGUGCACUAUGCACUCAGCUGUGUACACAUCUUGGCAAGUUCUUCAUUGGACAUCUGUUUUCUACAUGACAGAGAUUCAUACUUUUUCAAGCAAAUUUGCUGUUUUAAAUAAAGCUUAAUUUUUUAGCUCUGUUUGAGAACUUGGGUUAAUUGGGAGACACAGGGUAUUACUGUGUGUAGAAUUACAUGGUUUAAACUUUAGAGCUUGUAUAGGCCAAUACAUUCAAGACUGAAACCAACCUUUUAGUAACAUGAUGUUUUAGAAGUAUGGAAAAAGGGGCUUGCAGGAAGGGUGAGACCAGUGUGUUGAAAAUUUUAUGUGAAAUACAGUGAAGUCUGAGGGGGAAAGUACCAGGAAGAGGGGGGCUUUUUUUCCUACCUAGUAUUUCUCUUGCACCUUAUAGUUAAUAUAUUCCCAACUCUCUGUGAAUUAAUUUAAGCCAUAUUCUAGAAAGAGUUCAUGGUUUUGUUUGCUUUGUCACUGGUUUCUCUUUGUUGUUCUAUCCCGUAAAUAAUCAACACUAGAGUAGUCCAGACUGGUAGUGGCCUUGUAUGAUAAACUUACAAGGUUUUAUAGGAAAAUAUGGGCAAAAACAUUUAAACGUCUUCAUUUUUGUCCUCUGUAAUUCAUCUCUUCCGGAUUUUAAUCCAUUUUGUACCAGAGAAAUGAGGCAUUUUCCUCAAGUCAGUUAUUGGAAAAUUAUUAGUAUGCACUUAGUACCAUGCACUCUUCUGUCUCUGCUUUAAGAUACAUGUCCUUGGUGUUUGAAUCCUCUUUAAGUAUUGAUUAUUUUGUUGGCUAUGGCAGCAUUUGUAACAUGCCUGGAAUAUUGUCAGCCUGUCAGAAUAUUUUAAAUAAAAAAAAAAUCUAUCAUUGUUUUUGUACCAGUAGUUAUUAUCAAUGUAUUUCUGGUAAUUUCAAAUGUAGCUUGAGUAAUAGCAGGAUUUUUCAUUGGAAAUUGUGUAAAUAAAGCUUGCUGUGGCGAUGUUUGGACAUAGUACCAGCUGAGUUUGAGCCUGCAGAGGCCUUAUAUUUGCACUGUUCUUGCAGAUUUUAGACUCAGUGUGUCUAGUGUCUUGUGUCUGAGCCAAUGUUUUCAGUUACAGUUGGAAAUGUAUUCACAGAAAUAAUUAAAUGGAAUACAUAAUUAAUCAGAAGAUGAAGAGGGAGACAGUGGGUCACUGAGCUCAUGUAUUCUCAAUGAUUGAUCUCCCUCCCUCUCAGCAAUGCCCCUUUUGUUCUCUGGACAAAGUAUACAGGACAGGCAAUCAUUACAUGGAAAUCUCUACAGGAAUGUUUACAAGGCUUGUAGGUGUUUAUGUCCCAUAAAACAGUGGGUCGCUGCCCUAGGCUGCUGUGGUGUAGCUGGGCACUAGGCUUGCUGAGGAAAAUGAUGAUUUUAAGCAAUAAGAGUUGGGUUUAGCAGAGCCGACUAUUAAAAAGGAAGAACUCAUACAGCAUUGUCACUCAUGGACUCUGUGAGUAUAGGCUUCUGAAGCCUUUCUGCCUAGGUGAUAUGAGAACUGUGCUUAGGCUUACCUAAGGAGAACCUGAGUUGUAUAAAGUUUUAUGAAAAACAUUUACAAAUGUAUUUUUGAAUAUGGGUGAAAUUUGUUGCGUAAAUUGCAUUGGAAGUUACUAUACUACUAUGAAAUACUUAAAAUAAUUUAAUUAAUUUGUUUUAUGAACUGGAGACUAUGCGUAGUUGUGAUUCUGAUGAAACUGUUUUGUUUUUUUCUACUGUAAUGCAUAACCAGAGUGUUCUUUUCCAUAAUCUCACGAUUUCAUGGAGAACUUUUUAAAAGUACUGAGUACUUUUAGGAAAUAAUUAUUUUCCAUUAAUUUAACAGAGUGUGUAUUUUCUUAAAAUAUCUCAGUGCAUAUAAUAUUGGAAGUAAUGUUAACAUGCUACAAAUCUAGAACCCCAGUAAAACUUUCUCACCUGAAGAGAGCUCCUGAUCUGAGUCUGGAUUGUGCAGUUUAAAAUGGGCCUUGUCAGGUGUAACAGCAGCAGUAGUGGAGUGGCAUCACCUACACUGGCCAUGUCAGGUGUGCAGGCAUGUUUACAUUAUGAACCCUAAAAUCAUUGGAGUGACUUGCUCACUUCAUGAUUUGAAGCACAAUCAAAUGUACGAAGACACUGGAAAAGUGGAGACUGACAUCCACACUUGCUGUUUAAAGUUAGGAUUGGUUGUUUAUCUUCUUAAUUUCUUUAGGGGUUUUUUCUCCCACAUGCAGUUUCCUCCCGAGUGCCCUUGCCACAGGUGCCAUCACGAUGGAAAUUUGUAUUUCCUAAAAAGCUUAUGCACCAUAACUCCUCUUGAAGUGCUGCUAUUGAAAAACACUGUAAGAUGCCUCAAAUACUGUGGGAGUGCAGUCUCUCCUGAAAGAGCAGGAGUGGCUGCUGGUGGACAGCAUGAUUUGAUGGUAGACUGGAUCAUAGGUUUUGUGUGAGUUCUUCACUCGUGAGUUGAGGAGGACGUUCUGGGGGCAAGGUGAAUGACAGCUGAACUCUGUGGAGUUUUCCUUCCCUUACUGCAGUUCAGGUGGAGGUUUGGGUUUAAGGAGUACAGCAGAGAGCAGUGAGAGUUUCUGAGAUGCCCUGAGCAGGACACUGGGUUCAUUCUGUGGCACAAAGAAUGGAUCCAAAGGCUGCAGACCUUCAGGUGUCCCACAGAGAGAACAUGUUUUACUUAUUCAUUCAGUUAAAAAAGGAUGUUAUCUGGGAAGUGCAUUCAUCACCACAGUCAUGGGCCAAAUCGUGUGUUUUUCAUGUUCGUUGCAAUCUGUAUAUAGAAACUGUAGUAGAAAAUUGUCAUUGAAAGGGCAAGUGUGUUUGAAAGGGGAAAAUAAGCAAACUAAGGGUUGUACCACAGAAAACAUGUUUCAAUAAAUAUCUUUUACUCUGGUCUUGUUUAAUGGAGAUGGGCCUUGUGGAUUUGGAGUUUAAUUUGUUGCAUGACAUUGAGUAGCAAAGAACAAAGGUACUUCAAAAUACCUUAUUUGAAUGAUGUACAUUGUUUCAAGUAGCUAUUUUAUUUAAUAGAUCACUUUUUUAAAAAGAAAGUACCUUCCAAAUACAAUUUGUGUUGCACCUGACUAAAUGAAACUACAGUGCACAAAGGCAUUUCAAUCCUCUAGGAACUGUACUGGAACAUAGAUGAAACCAUGUGAAAUUGCACCUGAUGCUGUGUUGUUAAUCAUUUUUUGAGAUUUAAAGUUCUAUAUUCAUUAUGGUUGAUGAAUGAAUGUGUCUAGUCUAGUCUCAGUUUCUUUGAUCCAGAUGUCUAAAGCUGCCCCUCAAUCUCCUCUGAUCUGUAUGUGUUUGUAAUUUCAUUUGCUAUUUUCUGACCUUCUUGGACCACAGGAAAAAUACUUAAUAUUACCUGUGUUUAUUUUAUAGAACAUUGUACUGUGCUGUCUACCAACUUCUGUAACUUAAUUGUUAGUGAUAUUUAGGGUCAUUCUAAUAGCUGUAUAUUUGGCAAAUUAAAUUUUUUCUGCAAGUGACUUGCAAGUACAAUUUGUUUCUUUUAAAUACAAGAAGAUUGUUGAGAAAAAGUUUACUUGAAUAUUUCCUGCACUGAUGAAUCCUUCUUUCUCUUUUUUUCUGUGCUCUCUAUAAUGGGUUUCCCUUGGAUUUACCAGGUUUGCUUUACUACCAUGUUUUUGUCACAGCAUCCAUUGCCAUUGUUUAUUAGGAAUACCUGCUGGGUAUACAAGAAUCAUCUCUAUAACAUAUAACAUAAAAAAAGAAAUUCCACAAUCCUUUAAAACUCAUCCUGGAAAACCCUUAACAGGACCACAAGAGGCUAUAUAUGUUGUUGAUUACAAGUCUUUUGCAUCCAACAUCAGGUCCCAAAUUCUGAAAGCAUGCAGGAAGAGCCUUAGUGCUUCGCUUUUAAGUUGGUUUGGUUUGCAGGGGGGAUUAUGUUGGGAAUUUUUUGGUUUUUUUAAUGUGUUGUCUUGCUUGUCUACCACAAGCUUUCUAAAUGUGUUCAGUAGUCUUAAAUACUGAAGUACACGUGGCUCUGUGCAGCCUUCCUUCCCAUGCUGUAGAAUUGGAAGAAAUGAUGGAGUGAGGCUGUAACUGGCAAAAUCACAGUAUUGUGAGGAUCUAGGUUUUUUGUGUUUUGUAUUUAAAAAAUGAAAAGUGUUUAUUCAGUGAUGAGUCUUGUAAAGAAAUCCCUAUUUCUUUGUUGUUUUAAAGUGAAGAAGGAAUCACACUCCUUCAUUGCCUGUUCACAUCACUUGUCAGGGGUGUUGCCUGGCUGGGGGCUACUGUCUUUCUGUUCUCUUCUUCCUUUCACACAUGUGCUUGUUUGAACAACUGCGCAGUGAAAUAUGUCAGGGAGCUGAUGCAGCUGAGAACUGCCUCAGAAUAAGAAAAUGCCAUGUGGGGAGGUGUGGAAAGGAGCUGGGGAACUGCACAGAGCCCCCACACAGGGACAUGCCAUCCAGGAUGGACACAGAGUUCAGGCUGUUGGGAUAUGGCCCUGUGUGACAACCAAAUCUACUAUUCUCUUAGUGCAAAGACCUGCUUCUGAGUCUCUACUAGCAUACCUCUUGGGUAUGUGUUCCAUUGCCUCUGUGCACAGACUGACUGCCUGGCAGAUGCCAAAUAUUACAGUCCCACCUGUCUGACACAUAAAUUACUAAUUUUCUGCUCUCUUUGCUUCCUCAAUUUGGCUCAUUUUUAGGGAGAGUUGUGCUUCAUCUGUGUGGAAGAAAGAUGGGCUGUAUAAGGGUGUUAAUAUAUUCCUUCAGUGCAGCUAGGUCAGGGCAGCUGCAGUGGAGCUGCAGGUUGAUGUCUGGCGGAGCCCACGGCCAGAGGCUGUGACUUGCUGGCCCUCUCUAUAAUGAGUAGCCCAGGGACCUGUGGCCUGGCUGGGGGACCAGACACUCAGAGACACAGCAGAAGCGGAGAACCUCAGACUUUUGUGCCAGACUGUGAGGGGAUAAAAGCCAAGGGGGGUUCCUUUUUUGGGGUCCCUCCUUGAAGGAACCAGGUGGAGUUGUUAUUUAGUUAUUUGGUCAUUGCACCAAGAUUAAAUUUUUUAAAGAAUUUGAAUGCCUGACACUCUACCAUGGGAAAACCUGGGUCUGAGCCCAUAAGGGAACCCUGUGUGUGAAUGUAGGAUGCAGCUGUGGAGGAAUCUCAGUCCAGCUCAGGUGGUGCAAGAGUGACUGUCAGAGUAGUCCUGGAUGCUCAGACAGGGAAGUUUCCUUAUGGAAUGGAACAACAGUGUCUAGAGAGUAAUUUAAAAGUCUCACAUUUAAUAUCAAACAUUUCCCUUAUCUCCUGGUGCUGCUCUGCUGUUUUUGCUUAUAUUUUUCAUCCUUCUUGCCAUCCCCAAAUGUAGACUUCCUCUAAAUGUAACUGUAGUUUGAGGUUUAGGCCAGCACAAGAUUUGAGUAUAAGUACCUAGAAUAAGAACUGUAAAAUACCUGCCAUAUACACAUUUUCCUCUGGCCAUCUCUACACUACCUUUAACCUUGAACAGAGCAAAUAAAUCCAUCUGUGUGUUGUGCAGUGUAUCUGAAGAUCAACCAGUUGCCUGUUGCCUUGGAGGGCAGUAAAGGAUUGGUGUCAGCACACACUUUUUGGUUUAUAAAGCAUAAGGAGGAACUCAGCCCGUUUUUCCAUAGGUAUAUAAACUGCAUGUGGCUGGCAAUAAAAACUUGAUUUUUUAGCAGUUUCAGUGGAUAUAAAUUGGGCCAGCAGAUGGGAAGCUGUCAAAUAGAAACCAUGCCCUGGUACUAAUUUUAGGAAAUCACUUCUCAAAAGAAAACAAACCAGGAAUAGCUACAAAUAAAAUGCUGACAAUUUGGACUUGGGCAAAACGAACCUUUUGUUUUCAAAUACUCUGAUUAUUACUACUGUUGUCUCACCUAAGAUAUGCCCUUAAGCUUCCCCAAUACCUGUUCAUAUAAGUUUGUAGGUAGGAGGGAUUAAUUCCCAAAAAACAUCAUGUUCCAUAUCAAUCAAAACCUCUUGGGAAUUUAUGGGUCUGUUUUCAAGCAGAAAACUGUUAUGCUACUAUUUAAAUCUGUAAAAGCAAUGGUCCUCUGUUGAGCAUAGUUGAAUUCCAGCUUGAAUACUCAAGUGUGGGAAGCAGAGCUGGCUGGGCAGAAUCAUACAACUUUGUGAUAGGUUUAAAUUUUCAUUUUGUUAUCACCUGUGCAUGGUGCAUGUCCCGGGACACUGCUUGGGUCACCAGGGCACAUUUCAUCUCCAGCUGAGGCUGGAGGAGUGUUUCCCUCUGUCCUUUUUUUUCGUAUACCAUGAAACAUUGAGAUUAGGCACUCCUUAUCUUCUUUCCUAGUUUUAUUCCAAGUUCUUUAUUGUUUCUUUUUUUUCUUCUUCUUCUUCUUUUAAAACACAUCUGGGGGGAAAAAAACCCAAAGCAGCAUUUUCCACCUGUGAAGUGCCAUGUAAUCUCUGAUGGCAGGCUGCUUUGGUUAUCGAAGCCCUCUUCAGCAGUACACUGCUCUCUGUAGUGUGUAACAGAAGUCCAGAAUAACCCAUUAGACUACAUAUGUUGCCAUGGGUUGAAGUAAUUAUUAUUAAUACUGCAUUGUACAACCUUCUUUAUAAAGAAAAAUAGCGUUUUUCUAAAUAGACAGCAUGACCUCAGGCUGGCUGUUUUUAUUUCUUUUGAACCUUUUACUGAACUUCAGUAUUAAAACCAUUGUUUAAAAAUUGUCUAAGAGACAUAUUAUAAUUGUUUCUAUCAGAGUAUUUUGUGAUCUGUAUGUGGAAGAUGGCAGCAGUGAAGUGGAAAAAGAUUAAUCUAGACAUCAAAGCAAUGGUUACCAUUUGUCUGGAUCUAGAGCUGUAUUUUUAUGGGUGUACUGGUUUGAAAACAAACCAGUGGGAGAUUCCAAGUCAGACUUACAAUUUAAUAGGAAAAUUAAAAUACAGGCAGAAAACAUUGGCUUAAACUGACAGACUCAGGAUACAGCCUGACACCCUGUUGGCCAGGGUGAUGGUAGCAGUCCCAUUAAAUGGUGGCUGCAAUCCUGUUGAAGUGAUAGAUUUGGUUCUGUUGAAGUAGUAAUCCUAGAAGGACUUGGUCUUCCUGUGAAGGUUCAGUGGUGGUUAUUGAGCUUGUCCUCUUAGAAUCCAGUAGGUAAGGCUGCCUGUGGUAUUCCAAACCUCAGAUUAUAUCGAGGUAGGAAUGUUUGGUUCCUCCCUCUGGGCGCACAAUUUCACAAUGGGAUGAUUUAAUUUUAUGAGUAAUGCAGCGAGACUAGAUUGGCCAUUAGCAGAAGAUAUCCCCCUACACCCCCAAGGGAGUUAUCAGGGAUUUGUCAUGGAAGAGAUAAAAAACACUGCCCUACCUGUUUUUAACACCUUGUGAAGAUGGUGAUAGAAUACAUACUUUUGGUUAUGUCUUGCUAUAACCUAAGACAAUUUGCUUGUAAUUAUCAUUGGAAAGCUGGGCAGUUCAGACAAGCUUUUCUUUCCAUUGCAAUGUUUAACAAAAUAAACCAAACCGAUGGCCCAUAAAUAACCUUUGAUUAAAUUGCAGUUAUUCUUAAUCAAAACUCAUGUAGCUGAAUUUUUCAGUCUAAUUAAAACCCAACAGUGCACACACUCUGUGAGACUCUUCUGAAACAACCUGAAGGUUUUCAAGCAGCUCAGCUCGAGCUAUCUGAAAUAUUGGAGCUGACAUACAUAAUGUUAAUGGUAAUGACAGUUUCUUAGUUUGACUAAAGCUUAAUAUUUGCUUGCUCAUGAAGGAGAGGUACUCUCAAGGAGUGUAAAAUGCACUCCUUUCAGGGAAACAGCUUUUUGUUCAGUGGCCUUUUCAGAUUAAUUGUGCAGUGAGAGAAGAAGGCAAGUCUCCAGUGCAGCACACCCCCUGCACUCCCCCUCAGUCAGGAAUCUACAGAAUUCAGCCCAAUGACUGGAACCACACAAUGUGUAUUGGCAUUUAUCAGCUGGAACAUUUUCUUAACCUGCCUGGAAUCUUUUUGGGUCCAUUUUUAAUGUUGCAAGCCCAACACUUGGAGCAAGGAGGCUACAAGUCUCUCCCCUGGAAUGGUAAUGUCUUGCUGGAGGCUGAUAACCAGCCAGGCUUUGUCACAUCUCAGCUUUCACAUCUACUUGCUUGGGGCAUGACCAAAAGUACCAGUGUAUUAACACUAUUAAAACUCUGCCUGGAGAAGUAAAAUGAUAAAUUGCUUGACUUUCAAAGGCUGGUGUGCCUCUAGGAAAAUAUCAAAGACACAAGUCCUGAGUAAGCCCUUGAUUUGCACUUCUUUACUGAGUUUUUUUCACUUUAAAGGCUUCCACCUCACCUCAUACAAGUGCAAAAGCAGCUGUGCUAUGUGGUAGAGCAGUCAGCGGGGCAGGCAGGGAAGCCGGAGAAGUGAACCAGGAAGUAUUUAUAAUGAAAACUUCUUUACCACCAGGUGUGUUGGUUUCACGUGCUUGGGGGGAGGGGCUCUCCUGUCUCUGGGAGCUUCCCCUGUGAGCUGCUGGCACCAAUCAGAGAGCUGAUUUGGUGAUGGACAGCUCGGGAAACCAAUGAAAAGUUAUUUUGCUUUUACAAAUCACAGCGGAUCAGGUUUGCUGGCUCUCUUUCAGCUUCUGGUCUCCGGGGGUGGUGGUCUCUGGCCGGAGGGCUGCGACCCGGCUCUUGGCUCGGCCUGGAGUCUGGCCCGUUGCCCCGGCUCUGCGGGGGGCCCAGCUCGGCACCCCGGCUCUGCUGGGGCCCCGGCUUGGGACCCUGGCCCGGUGGGGGGCCCGGCCCGGCCGCAUGGUCCCGGCCCCCCCUCCCUGACUGUAUGGCCCCACGCGGCCCGGAGCUCCCCUCUCCACGUGCCAUAGCCGAGCAGGGGGGAUCGGGGAGCCACCAAAGGCUCUCCCUUCCCCCUUCCCUCCUCGUUCUGAGAGAAGAGGCCUCCAGCUGCCCAUGCUGUUUCUUCACGAUCUGGAUACAAUUGUAACUUCUUUAUGCCUGGAUAAGAUCCUCGAUUUUUCUAAGCUCUCCUGAAUGGGAAGAAAUAAAGCCUGGAGACUUCAGAAGUCAGCACAAUGAUGAUAAAGUUCCUGGCGGGAAGAGAUUGAAAAGAUGCGAACUGAUAAGUAGCUGAAAACCUUUUCUGUGGGCUAAGGGGAUUGUGACUUCACUAAAAUUCCUUUAAACUGUGAAAUAUACUUGGGGAGGUUUUGGGUGCUUGAGAAGAAGAACCUUAUUUUUGCCUUGGGGAAAUAGAGCUCUCUGUUCUGGGACUGAAAUGUGAACAAAGACAUUUAAUAGAGAAAGAGAUGACUUUUUGCCUUGGGGAAUGAAGCUCUCUCUGUCCUGGGACUGGAAUAAAGACAGAGACAUUUGAUAGUGAAGGAGAUGAAGAGAAUCUUGUUUUUUUAGCAGCCUGCCUUUAAAAGUACUACCCCAUAUGUGUGUAACAUAACCCAUUGCACAGCUCUGAAAGGACUGUGACAGAAUGGGAGGAAAGUCAUAAUCUGCAAUAUUUUUCCCGGGCGGAUGUGGAUUGUGAAGGUGAAGAUGCCCCUAAGCCAUAACCAAAAAGGGACUUUUCUCUCUUAAGUAAACUGAACUGAUUAUUUGAAUGUAUCACUGACUGAAGUGCUCUCUGUAUGUUUGUUGGUAAGAAAUGUUGAAUGAAGAGGAGGAGGAAACAAUCUAGGGAUCUUAUUCUGAAUAUUUUUUGUGUUAUUAAUAAAUUUCUUCUUGUACCUUU
Molecule: messenger RNA, 12602 nt
Organism: Oenanthe melanoleuca
Lineage: Eukaryota; Metazoa; Chordata; Aves; Passeriformes; Muscicapidae
Gene: IPMK
Product: inositol polyphosphate multikinase
Exons: 6
Coding region: 119-1441 (440 amino acids)
Biological process (GO): inositol phosphate biosynthetic process
Cellular component (GO): nucleus; cytoplasm
Molecular function (GO): inositol-1,4,5-trisphosphate 3-kinase activity; inositol tetrakisphosphate kinase activity
Source: RefSeq, a predicted model, not a curated record